Molecule: messenger RNA, 3686 nt
Organism: Gamsiella multidivaricata
Lineage: Eukaryota; Fungi; Mortierellomycota; Mortierellomycetes; Mortierellales; Mortierellaceae
Product: CRM1 C terminal-domain-containing protein
Exons: 16
Coding region: 184-3414 (1076 amino acids)
Biological process (GO): protein export from nucleus; ribosomal large subunit export from nucleus; ribosomal small subunit export from nucleus
Cellular component (GO): nucleus; cytoplasm
Molecular function (GO): nuclear export signal receptor activity; small GTPase binding
Source: RefSeq, a predicted model, not a curated record
CAUACUCCCCUCGCUCCCAAGCCUCCGCCAGAGCUGCUGUAGCAACCAGCAAAACCCCAUCCGAAAGAGAAAAGGACAAAAAGCAGGAGCUCCAGGACCUAUCAACCACGCGCGCGCUUUGUACCGGCAAAAGAUCUCUCUUCCUCGCUUCCCAACAUCCACACAACAGCGGAUCCCAUUGUAAUGGAGACUGUCCUUGACUUUAACCGCGACCUCAACGUGGACCAGUUGGAUAGGGUCGUUCAGGUCUUCUUCAGCGGCACCGGACCUGACCAUAAGCUCGCUCAACAGAUCUUGACACAAUUCCAGGAGAAUCCAGACGCUUGGAGGCGCGUGGAUACCAUCCUCGACAAAUCAAAGGUCUCCCAGACAAAGUUCUUGGCGCUCGCAAUUCUGGAAAAACUGGUUCAGACGCGGUGGAAGCUCCUUCCUCCUGAACAAUGCCAAGGAAUCCGUAACUACACCGUCGGGCUGAUUGUCAAGUUGUCGUCGGAUGAGACGACUCUGAUCCGUGAAAAGACGCUGCUCAACAAACUCAACCUGGUCCUGGUCCAGAUUAUCAAGCAGGAAUGGCCACACGCAUGGCCUGGUUUCAUUCCCGAAAUUGUGAGCUCCAGCAAAUCAAAUCUAUCGCUGUGCGAAAACAACAUGGUGAUCCUCAAGCUACUGAGCGAGGAGAUCUUCGAUUACUCUGCGGAGCAAAUGACGCAGGUCAAAACCAAGAACCUCAAAAACUCCAUGUGCGGCGAGUUUUCAGAGAUCUUUCAGUUGUGCAGCGAAGUUCUGGAGAAGGCCAACAAGCCCAGUCUGAUUAAGGCAACACUUGACACCUUGCUUCGAUUCCUCAAUUGGAUUCCACUUGGAUACAUCUUUGAGACUAACCUUGUCGAAAACCUUCGAGCGCGAUUCUUGGACGUUCCUCAGUUUCGAAAUGUGACGCUGCGCUGUCUGACAGAGAUCGGCAGCCUCUCCGUGUCUGAAGAAUACAACCCAAAGUUCGUAAUCCUUUUCAACAUUGUGAUGGAAUCGAUUGCAAAGACCAUCCCUAUCUCCGGAAAUAUUGCCGGAAUGUACGAAAAUGCAAACGACGAUGAGCAGCGAUACAUUCUGAACGUCGCCUUGUUCUUGACCGGAUUCCUUGGCGUUCAUCUGAAGUUGGUCGAGAACCCACAAAACAAGGAAGCCCUUCUGGCCGCCCACCAAUACCUCCUCAAGAUCUCCGAAGUAGACGAGCGCGAAAUUUUUAAGAUCUGCCUUGAGUACUGGGCCAAGCUUGUGGCCGAGCUUUACGAAGAACUUCAGCAGCUACCCGUAAUGGACACACCAUUGUUGAGUCACGGACGGCCAGGUUAUGCAUCAUCGAGUCUUAAAGGCGGGAACCGCAGCCGUGCAUAUUACAGUGCGGUUUUGUCGCGUCUGCGUGUAGUGAUGAUCGAACACAUGGUUAAGCCUGAGGAGGUUCUGAUCGUCGAGAACGAAGAAGGAGAAAUUGUCCGUGAGGUCCUGAAGGAAAGCGACACCAUUACUCUAUACAAGAGCAUGCGUGAGGUUCUCGUCUAUCUGACACACUUGGAUUGCGUGAAUACCGAGCAAAUCAUGACCGACAAGCUGAUGGCGCAGAUGGAUGGAACCGAGUGGAGCUGGACAAAACUGAACCAGCUCUGCUGGGCCAUUGGAUCGAUUUCGGGAGCCAUGAAUGAGGAGACGGAAAAACGAUUCUUGGUCACAGUUAUCAAGGAGCUGCUGGAACUAUGCGCAGUCAAGUCAGGAAAAGACAACAAGGCCGUUGUUGCAUCGAACAUCAUGUACAUUGUUGGGCAGUAUCCCCGAUUCCUCAAGGCGCAUUGGAAAUUCCUAAAGACCGUCGUCAACAAGCUCUUUGAGUUCAUGCAUGAGUCGCACGACGGAGUACAAGAUAUGGCAUGUGACACGUUCAUCAAGAUCUCUCAGAAGUGCAGGCGUCAUUUCGUAUUGCAGCAAUCGCAGGAAGUUAUGCCCUUUAUCGAUGAGAUCCUGGGCACACUUGACCGGAUAACGAGCGACCUCUCUCCGGCACAGAUUCACACGUUCUAUGAGGCUAUCGGCUAUAUGAUCUCAGCUCAGCCAAACCGCCCAGCUCAGGAGCGUUUGAUUGCCAAAGCCAUGCAGACUCCCAAUCAAUACUGGGACAACAUCAUGGAGCAAGCAAAGUUAGACGUCAGUAAUCUGGACAACACUGAAAACCUGAAAAUCCUAGCUAGCGUCCUCAAAACAAAUGUGUCUGCGUGUGGAUCGAUCGGACCAGGGUUCCUUUCUCAGCUGGGGCGAAUCUAUCUGGACCUGCUGGCGGUUUACAAAGCUAUUAGUCAGCUUAUCUCGGAGAGCGUUGUGAAACAAGGCCCGGUUGCAUUGCGCACCCCGCGUGUCCGCCAAAUGCGCACUGUCAAGAAGGAGGUCCUGCGCCUAAUCGAGACAUAUGUCAACAAGGCGGACGACUUGGUGGAGGUGACACAGAACGUCAUUCCAGGUGUUCUUGAAGCCGUUCUAGGUGAUUACCAACGCAAUGUCGAACCUGCACGCGAACCCGAGGUGUUGAGCGUCAUGAGCACAAUUAUUAUCAAGCUUGGGCCGUUGCUGAACGAUCAAAUCCCGGUCAUUCUCGAGUCCGUGUUUGACGUGACCCUGAACAUGAUCAACAAAGAUUUUGCAGAAUACCCAGAUCAUCGUGUGGGUUUCUUCAAGAUGGUCAAGGCCAUCACUCAGUUCUGCUUCCCAGCUCUCCUGAAGCUUCCACCGGCGCAGCUGCAGCUUAUCAUGGACAGCGUGGUGUGGGCAUUCAAGCACACGAUGCGUGAUAUUGCCGAUAUGGGUCUGUCGAUCUGUGUGGACAUCAUCAACAACUUUGCGAGCAGCGAUCCUGCUGUUGCCAAUCAGUUCUAUCAGACGUAUUUCCUGAACCUGCUGAACGAUAUCUUUUUCGUCCUGACCGACAACAAUCACAAGAGCGGGUUCAAACUUCAGAGUCAAGUCCUUACUCGCAUGUUCUACCUGGUCGACUCUGGCGCGGUUCAGGCACCCUUGUUCACGCCAGGACAAGUGUCUGAUCCAACUAUGACAAACGAGAGGUUUUUGAAGGAGUACAUGAUGAACCUACUUCAGAAUGCCUUCCCUCAUUUGCAACCGUCUCAAAUCAGCACGUUUACCCUGGCGCUAUUCGAGACUAACCGGGAUGCCAACAGGUUCAAGCUAGUGCUGCGCGAUUUCCUGAUCCAGCUAACAGAGUUUGGAGCCUCGGAGACGGAGCAGAACGAACUGUUCCUGGAUGAGAGGGAGGCCGAGGUGGAGGCGAGGCGCAAGCUGGAAAGGGAGGCUGCACUGCGUAUCCCAGGUCUUGUCAAGCCGUCUGACCUGCCCACGAUGGAAGAGGACGAUUAGACCAAGCACAUGUGUACACACACAAGUCCAGCUGAUAUCAAAGUACCGGGACCCAUGCAAGGCAUCUUUUCUAGAAUGAACAAGUACCAAAAUAAUACGAGUGUGAACAAAGUUGCUUCUGAAAUCGUGGUAAUGGUUCCUGUGGGGAGUUUUUCAUGCCAGGUGCAGCAGAUCCCUUGUUGCUGUCGGUUUGACGCUGCACGGAGCACACAUAAAACGUGUGUGUGUCGAGAAGGACGCAUAAUUUCGAUUUUGCCGUUGUUGCCAAGUAG